Molecule: messenger RNA, 1744 nt
Organism: Aegilops tauschii subsp. strangulata
Lineage: Eukaryota; Viridiplantae; Streptophyta; Magnoliopsida; Poales; Poaceae
Biological process (GO): chromatin remodeling
Cellular component (GO): chromatin; nucleus
Molecular function (GO): histone binding; ATP hydrolysis activity; chromatin binding
Source: RefSeq, a predicted model, not a curated record
ACCACCCCCCCUCGUGGGCAGUGGCCAGGGCCAGGCUACCGGCAGUCCGUCCGGCACACGCCUCCCUCUACACGUCGGGUACCACCAGCCAGUGACCCCACCCCGCAGGCACACACGCCACAGGCCACACUCGCACCGCACCCGCACCCGCACCUGUUCAUCGUCUUGGAAAGCUUCUCUCCUCCUCUCCACCCCACUCGACCACCAGCUGGUGACGUUCUCCUCCACAGCGCCAGCCGGCGCGGCCGCCGCGAGCCCGAGAUCCCGUGCCCAACGCUCCCUGUUCGCGGCCAAGCCAGGGCUGAUGCUUACGGCCUUCUCGCGAUACGCGCUUCCAGCCGUUUGAUUUCCCAACAACCAAUCUGGGUCAUCGGCUUAAACUGCUGGAGCUGUGGAGCAUACUUUGUUCUGCUCUGGUGUGUCCCUUUCUCCUGGGUCAUUCUCCUCAGGUCUCACUUUCAUCCCCAGGCCCAAAACGCAGAGUAUGCAUAAAGGCCGUGCUAUUCAGAAUGUCUGUAUUACCUGACGUCAGCCAACCUUUCCUAAUUCUCACAACUCCUGGUUCUCUGUCCAACUUAUGGGAGGUUCAGUUCAAUAAGAUGGCAACGUUUAUCAAUGUCGAAGUUGUGUAUGACAGGGGGAAAGACGAGCUCAAAUUAAUUCGAGAUUUUGAAUUUUAUGAGAGUGGAAGCCGCAGUAUGUUACAGGUUCUCUUAUCCCAUCCUGAUGCUAUCCUAGAGGAACCUAUAGCACACAUUGGUUGGGAAGCAGUCAUAGUCCUUAAUUCUGGAGAGCAAGAAAAUGGCAAUUACGUUGAUACUGCCGAGACCCUUAUGAUGCUGGAAGGAAACUUCAAAAGUCAUAUUGCUUAUGAGCGUCAAGCAGAUUCUUCGAAAAUACUGGAGCACUGGGUUCCUGCUUACGUUUCACAACUGCAGCUACAGAUAUAUUGUUCCAUAUUGCUUUCAAACUCAUCUGUCCUCCAGUCGCAGAUGACGAGUGAUAAAGCUCCUUAUGACAUUAUUAUGUCUCUCUCAAAGUGCUGUGAUGACCCUUACCUUGUUGAUGAAUUCCUGCCGAAUCCUCCAGUCGACAAUCAUGAUCACACUGAUCCUAUAGUUACAAGAGUGCAAGCAUGUGGCAAGCUACUGCUGCUUCAAAAAAUGCUUGAAGCGAUAAGGAACAAGAGGCUAAGAGUCAUUAUUCUUUUUCAACAGUGGAGUCCGUUGGGGAGGCGCAGGGAUACUGAGUUGAUCAACACCGCUCAACAACGUCUGCUGCAAGUUUACGUGAUGGCUAGGGAGCCUUGACUAUGGUGCUGUCCAUGGUCCCUUUUGUUGCUUGACGAGCCUGCGUGCUCUGUACGGGCUAUGCCCUGUAAUAUGUCUUUGGUUCGGUUGAGUCGCGCAUGAAACUUCCGAUGAUCCUUUUGCGCUGGCCGGAUAGGUCUGUGGGGUUGUAUUAUGACUUGUUCACGCUGCCGUUGUGGCUUUAUUAAUUUAAAGCCGGACGCGUCCGUGCGUCUUCGUUCUAAAAAAAAAAUGAACGUGUUGAAUGUCGUGGACAAUUAUCAAGGAAAGCAGUGGCACUUGAUAAGUUCAAUGACAAGACUAAGGGGAGAUUAGUUUUUCUGAUUGAAACAAGUGCAUGCCUCCCAAGUAUUGAGCUGUCAUCUGUCGAUGCCAUUAUCAUAUAUGAUCAAAAGGCUCUUCAAAAAAUUAAAAUAGAGUCACAGCUUAGGUAU